UGUGGUAGCGGAAAAGAUGACCUGAUAACACUUGUGGAGGAAUGUCACUUUUCUUGUGGCAGAAGUGGGUGGGAACAGCCGGGAGUUGAUGGUCUUGAGGCUAAGCUCAGUGGUCUGUCUCGAGGAGAGGGUAAGCCCACGUCUUCUAUGUUAGAAAUGGGUGGGAUACUUAGAGGGAGAGAGAGAGACUCUAAGAGAAGGAAGUGGGAGGGAGGUAGAAGAAGAAGGCGUUUGGAGACGGCACCGGCAAAGAGUCGUGCACGACCGGCGACUGCGAGACCGGCGAGGUGGGUUCUCAAGAAAGCAACUCAGGCUGAGCGCCAAGCAUGGGUUCUCAAGAAGGCUCCGCGCCGGCGGUCGUGGUUCGAUGCUAGGCACAGAGAACGUUGCGGUGGCUCUUCGCACCAUCGGCGGGCGGGCUCGGGGCUUGACGAAGAGGAGGCAUCGGGAAGAACAAAGAGCACCCGGCUCCUUUCCUCCGGAACUGGUGGCGCUCUUCUCCGGCGUUGGACGACGGACAACCUUCCCCUUCUCUUCUCUGGCGCUGGACAACGGACAACCUUAUCCUCCAGUGUGGUUGGCCGGUCUUCCACGGGAGCUGCAAGUAAAGGUUCUAUCUAUUGUGGCAGCUGCCUUCUUGAGUUUGUUCCAUAGUUGAUUUUUCAGCUUCCCAAGCAAUAUAUAUAUAUUAUACAUUAUUAUUUUAGAGUUGAUUUUUGAGUUUCCUUAUUCUAUAUGUCUGCAUGCAUGUUUAGCAGUUAGCUUGUGCAGGAAUCUUUGUGUACGUGUGUUUUUGAGAAAAAGCAUAUAACUAUUAUUUGGAUCUUUUCAUUUGUAUAUUUCAGUACACAUAGUUGUCUACUUGUUUCUACAUCAA
Phoenix dactylifera (date palm) is the source of this 877-nucleotide messenger RNA. The record is from RefSeq and is a predicted model, not a curated record. NCBI's taxonomy places the organism in Eukaryota, Viridiplantae, Streptophyta, Magnoliopsida, Arecales, Arecaceae.